AUGUCUGCUCUAACGCCAGCAACAACAUUUGAUGAAUAUCUCAAUGAGCAGCUCAUCAAUUGUUUAAAUCUUCAAACGAAUGUUAUACAAAAUUUAGCACAAUAUUCUGGACAUAUUUCAUUUCAAUUAAUUGAAAUUAGGAACGACAUAGAAAUACUUGCAAAUAGAAUAAUGACUCUUGAACAAGAACAAUCUCAUUUUUUACCUCCAUUUCAAAUAUAUAUGCCACCACCACAACCGCCGCCGUCCAAUCCUUUAUCAUUUUUUCAUCCAGAAUUACAAAAUUCUCCAUCAUUUAAUAAACCAUUCUUUUUAAAUAUAUCUGAUUUAACAUCAAAUACAGAAUCAUUUUCAUUUGCUCCGACAACAUAUGAGCAACCAUCACGUAAUGUUUUAGUUCCAUUUAUUUUUGAUCCAAUAAGUUUCAAUAAUGACACAAAUUAUUCACAUGAUAAUAUUGACAAUAUAAAUGAUUUUGAUGAAUCAUCUAUAUCAUUUAAACCUAUUGUACAUUUAUCACCUGUUGAAGUUCGAACAGGAGAAGAAGAUGAAAGUAUUUUAUUUUGUGAACGUGCAAAACUUUAUCGUUUUGAUUCAUCAACAAAUGAAAUGAAAGAACGUGGAAUUGGUGAAAUAAAAAUUUUACAACAUAAAAUAACAACUAUAUGUCGAAUAUUAAUGCGUCGUGAACAUAUCUUUAAAAUAUGUGCAAAUCAUAAAAUAACAUCACAUAUGGAAUUAAAACCACAUCGAGAAAUACCGAAUGUUUAUCUUUGGUCAGCUAUGGAUUUUUCUGAUGGUGAAGCCAAACAUGAAACAUUUUGUAUAAAAUUUAAAACACAUGAACAAGCAACGAAAUUUGCAAAAAUAUUUAAUCAAGCAAGAGAAAUCAAUCAAAAUCAAAUAGAUGAUAUGCUAUUAAUUAAAAAUAUUUCAUUAAAUGAUGAUGAUAUAAUUAUCAUAGGUGAAGUUAAACCAACAUUAGAACAAAUCGAACGAGCGAAAAAACUUCAAUUACCAUUAACAUUUUAUUUAUAUGAAAAUAAACAACCUUGUCAGGGUUGUCGUGGUUGUAAAGAAGAGUCACCAUUGACUCAAUCGAAUGAAAUCUAUGUUGGAAACUGGGUGAAUUCUUAUGAUACUACUCCUGUUAUUUUUGAAAAUCGUUCUACUUUUCCUUCUGGUUUCUUCCCAAAAUCUUCUCUUCCUCCAUUAAUGUCUAUGGUACCCAAUUGGUUUUCUACUGGAACAGAUUCUUUCUCUUCCUUUAAUAUGCCUUCUCCCCCAAAAGAUUAUCGAAUGAUAAUAAAAGCCAAACGUUCUCUGCCAAGCAAUCGUUUGCCUCCCCCACCAUCAUCAUUACCAUUAUAUACUAGUCGUGAACAAACUUCUCUUGGAGGAGAUGAAAUAGCAACAGCUCAGACAUAUCAAAAAAAGACACGAAAUUUCUCUAGUAAUAAUACUGAUCCAUAUUUACUCAAUGAUUAUGCUUCACAAGUGGCACGAGACAUUUUGGAUCAAGUAAAACAAGAGCUUUAUAAACUAAUAACUGAGCAACAAAUCAUAGAAACAAACGAUAAUAAAACUACUACGUUACAAAACGAUAAUCAACCGUCCAAUUUUUCUAAUACUAAUACUGGUUCUAAUUCUAUUCAAACAAUCAACGAAAAUUUAACAACAACAAAUAAUAAUAAUAAUACUAGUGAUUCAACAUUUGGUAGUUCAAUAUCCACUGAACCAUUGAAUAGUAGUUUUUCUUUUUCUACUGUUGAUAAUACAAAAACAUCAUCAAAUGACUUACAACCUUCAAUUCCAUUCUCAUCGAUAAUAAAUAGUACUUCGACAUGUAAAUUAGAAUCAACAGAAAAUAUACCUUUAUUUGGUAAUAUACAAAAGCUUAGUUUUUCUGACAUAGUUAAACAAGCAUUAGAUCAUAAAUUGAUAAAUGAUGAUAAUGAAACAAGAGUUUUUCCUGGACAAGGUUCACUUAUAUUCGACACAAACUCUACGAAUAUAACUAAAACCGAAAAGAAUAAUGAUGAAAAUGAAGAUUCUUCUUAUGAACCACAUAUUUCAUUUAAACCUAUUGUACAUUUAUCACCUGUUGAAGUUCGAACAGGUGAAGAAGAUGAAAAUAUUUUAUUUCGUGAACGUGCAAAACUCUAUCGUUUUGAUUCAUCAACAAAUGAAAUGAAAGAACGUGGAAUUGGUGAAAUGAAAAUUCUACAACAUAAAACAACAAAUCUAUGUCGAAUAUUAAUGCGUCGUGAACAAGUCUUCAAAGUAUGUGCCAAUCAUAGAAUAACAUCAGAAAUGGAAUUAAAACAACAUCAUGGUAAAGAAAAUGCUUAUAUAUGGUCAGCUAUGGAUUUUUCUGAUGGUCAAUCUAAACAUGAAACAUUAUGUGUAAGAUUUAAAACAAAUGAUCAAGCUAAACGAUUUUUUCAGCAAUUUGAUGAUGCCAAACAAAUCAAUGCUAAUAUUCAACAGUGA
Messenger RNA from Rotaria sordida, 2493 nucleotides. Lineage: Eukaryota; Metazoa; Rotifera; Eurotatoria; Philodinida; Philodinidae. The record is from the annotation of a GenBank genome assembly.